Molecule: messenger RNA, 4500 nt
Organism: Porites lobata
Lineage: Eukaryota; Metazoa; Cnidaria; Anthozoa; Scleractinia; Poritidae
Source: the annotation of a GenBank genome assembly
UAUUACUCAGAGGAACUUACAAGGAAAAUAUUCGGCGAACUUAUAUUUCUUUCAGUGCUAAAUAUUUUUCUGUCUGUUACCACAUUUCUGGGGAACACUCUGAUCCUUGCUGCUCUACCCAAAGAAACUUCACUUUAUCCGCCGUCCAAACUCCUGUUUCGCAACUUAGCGAUAACUGAUCUCUGUGUUGGUAUCAUUGCGGAGCCUCUGUUGGUUGCUUAUUUGAUGUCUUUGUUAAAACAAAGAUGGGAUAUUUGCUACGAACUAGACUACGCAGGUUUAGCCAUUGGCGCCAUUUUGUGUUCAGUGUCUUUGUUCACAUUGACUGCAAUAAGCGUGGACAGACUUCUCGCCCUGUGGUUGGGCCUCAGAUACAGACGAGUUGCGACUUAUAUUGCGUAUAUAAGUGUAAUUGUUAUGUGGGGUUUGUCCGUUGUUGCUGGUGCAGCAAUCUACUCUUUGGACACUGUUAUACUCGACUGGUCAAUGUUUAUAACAAUAUCUCUAUGUGUAGUCAUCUCAAGCCUGUGUUACACUAAAAUUUUCGUUGUACUACGACGAAGAAAAGUACGUCUCGAAGAUAGCGCUUUUCAAGGACCAACUGAAGUUAUAAAGGUUCCACUGAACCUAGCUCGAUACAGAAAGGCAGUGUACAGUGCAUUAUGAGUGCAGGUAACAUUGGUUGUUUGUUAUCUGCCGUUUGGAAUUGCGACAACUAUACCAGAGAUUUCUUUGUCGGUUUACCUCAUGACGCUCACUUUACUUCUACUAAACUCAUCAUUAAACCCACUACUUUAUUGCUGGAAGAUCAGAGCAGUAAGGCAAGCUAUUAAAGACACAAUCAGACAACUUUUCUCUUCAUCAAGUUAGUUCAAUAUUAAUAUACUUAACUGAUUUCAGUUUGUUUCUAAAUCAUCAGUCGGGAAGAAAAGCUAGCUAGAAUUUUCUUCCUAAUAAGAUAUUAUAAGCGCGAUCACUGAUAUUGGUCAGAUUUUGAUUUCAGUUGAAGUUAGCACAAUCGAAUAACACACCAAUCCUCUGAUAACACAUCAAACCGUUGCUAUAGUAACAGAGAAUAUGUAAUUUGAUGACUGCUUAAUUUUCCAGCGCAAAUCAGGGUUUUUGUCAUCACGAUGAUCUGACAAACACAAAUAGUAAGAAAUAAUUUGCUUAUCUCACGUACGGUACAAUGAAAAACUAUUCAACGCUAAUGUCUGGCUACAAACUUUGCCUGUUUACUCUAAGGAAAUUGAACCAUUUUUACGCAAUACAGCUGAACCUCCAUUAAGCGGCGACCCUCGGAGUACAGCCAAGUGGUAGUAUCACGUGGCAUUAUCGUUUCUUGUAGGUCUUUGUACUGUAUAUCGAUUGACUAGCACUCAGAGAAUAUUAUGUUAAUUUUCUGGGUGGGGAAAGGGUAGAACAGCCCGUCAAACCGUUUCCAUAGUUUUUUGAUAAGUGCUUAAAUUAUGUGUCAUUACGAUGAUUCUAACUAAAAAUAUUCCCAAAGGAAAUUGUUCAUGUCAUCACGUAUGAUACGAUGAAGAACCAUUAAACACUUCUUUUCUUCAAACUUUGUUCGUUUACUCUAAGAAAUUCUCCCAUGCUCAUGAUCAGUAAUUUAACAUUAUCUGCACUUAAUCACGUGAUCACCUGCAUUGAUUAACCAAAUUUUGAAGCAUAUUUUGUAGAACUAAUAACGGUAUUAAAAGUACGUGAUGGGUAAUCGUUGUAAGAUGGAGGAAAACCUUAAUAUAACUGUAUUGCUUGUAAAACAAUUAGAGAGCAUCAGGAGCCCAUCAAAUUUGAAUGGCUCCUGAGAGAAUACAAGGGGAAAGGUAGCGAUCGUGCCAGGCUCGAGCAAGGGUCAUGGGAUUUGAUCGCAGACUGGGCCAGGAAAGCCAAUUUCAAAUACUUACUAAAUUAUACACUGUUCAAGUUUAUUUAUAAGCACCUUGAAAGGUUUCCAAAUAUAUAGAGAGUCUUAGGGUCGCUGGGGACACCUUGGGCUUAUUGUGAUGCUUUAAUUUGUGAUGCAUUGAUUUAAAACAGUGUACACGAAGUACAACGACUGAUAUAGACAGGUUUACGAGAUAUUCAUAACUGGAUAAAAUAUGAGCGCAUAAUUUAUGCACGUGUGGCACCGAGACUGUGAACAAAAUGUUUACAGCUAUUUCAAGAAAGGUUGUCGGGUAAAGUGCUUGAGACUAUACCGAAAGGUAUUGUGGGUAGUUUUGAGUUCAUUGUUCCUUCAAAGAAAUUUGAAAGAAUGGCACGAGAGGCCAUGGACGUAUGUUUGCGAGUGCUAAAGGAAAGCAGCAAAAGAAGCUUCGACAGCUAUUUUAUAGUGUCAGAUGCCAUAUUACCUUUUGGGAUUGUCGCGUGCACACUUUUUUUUCGACAAUCUUCCUCUAAAUAGCUGUAUUCAAAAAGUAACAAACCGCGGGCUUUGAUUGGUAGUAAACCUUGUUUUCCAGCCAUGAUUUUUAAAUCAAUAAAAGAUAAGAGGCUCUUUAGAAAUUUCAACCAAAUUUGAUACCAAAACUCUCGUACGUUCUUUUCUUCCGAAAAAUCUUUGAAAACAUUGCAGCUUUUUCACAAAAUUUAAGCGUAGAAUGAAAUUAACCAUAAUUACGUAUCUUGCUCGGAACUCGUAUCAAGUUAGUCGGGACGCGUUCGGGAGACUCAUAAUUUGACUUCCGACAAUUUUGAAACUUUCAGCGCAGGUACAAGACAUCACGAGCUGGCACUGUAGAGAGGUAAACUUGGUAGACUGUAGUCUGUCAUGAAUAGAGCGCAAUUCUAAAAAGUAUGAGGCGUUAAUUUCAGAGAUGACAGAUUUUGCUCAUUUAAACGAUUAUAUCUUGCUGGCAAUUAACUUUAAAUUGUGAAAUCCGCCUUAUACAUGACACACUAGAGGUUUUGACCGAUCAUUUAUUCAAAAUCACAGAAUGCUGUCUUCCAUUAUUUCCACAAAGUUGGACACAAGAUCACGAUGUCCUUUUUUGGUAAAACAGUGUGGCUUAAAGCAUUCCCCUAAAGCGCCAUCUACCAAAUAAAAAAUAAUUCGCCUAAACUUCCAUCAUCAUACAAUGUCUGUGUAAAAUUUUAUCAAAAUAGCCUCUAAAACAGCCGAGAAAUAAAGCUUUUAAAAAAAUGUAGCACAAACAAAAUUUUGCCUUUUGAAUUUAUUCGAUCAUAGCUAAUAGAACCGUCCCCCGCGGCCCUUCAUAGCUGUCAACUUUGCAUGACGGACAUGAAGAUUAUUAUGUUAUAAAAAUUUGCAUGCAGAUCUUUUUCUUACUCGCCCGAUGGCCCAGGCUUUACAUGUUACAGUUAAAGUUACCGACUUUCUACGAAAGUUUCAAAGUACUUAAUUUGUAACAAAACUUCUCGGUUUUCUCUGCUAUAUCAAUUAAUUUUCUUUGGAAGGUAGUAGCCCGGUCCCUAGAGUAAAUGAGCUAAAGGAAAAAAUAAAAGAAAAAUUUAGAUAAAUCUUGUAUAAUUAUGUAAUUUUGUAAGAAUGACCAGAAGACGAUUUAAUAGUCACUUAUCACAUCACGAAGGAAACUAUAGCCGGAAAGAACCCAUCGAAACUCAGGAUUAUUAGUCUUGUCAUCAAUAUUGACAUCCAUUCUUUGAUGAUUAGUACCAUCUGUUGCUUUCCUGAGAAGAAUACUAAAAAUUAAAAUUAACCUGCGUUGUUGGAUAAUUAGUAUCUUAUAACUAUAUGAAAGAAGCUAUGUUCGUGAGAAGAAUGUAAUUGCAAUGUUUAUUAUCCCCUGUGUCUAUUAAUCAAAAUUCACCGGACAUAUUAAAUAAUGUACAAUGCCGAAUUCGUUCGACUACGAACAGAUGAAUCAUGAUGAUUGGUAAUUAAGUUGACCUUUUUUGAUAAACACAAUAUCCGCGGUAAUAAUUCAAAUUAAAUUUGAAUAACCUUCAAGAAGAAAUAAAGUUUAUCGCCAGACUUAUGGUCCAAGGUCGCAUUGCAGAAUAAGGAUGGCAAUGGAAAAAAAUUUUACCGGAGAGGAAAGUCGGAAAACAGUUGGAGAACUGUACUGCUCAGAAAAACUUAAGGAGGAAAGACUCGGUGAGCUUAUAUUUGUUUCAGUGCUAAAUAUUUUUCUGUCUAUAACUGCAUUUCUGGGGAACACUCUAAUUCUAGUUGCCCUGCACAAGAGGACUUCACUCAAUAAGCCGUCCAAACUCCUGUUACGUAACCUAGCGGUAACUGAUUUAUGUGUUGGUAUCAUUGCGGAGCCUCUGUUUGUUGCUUAUUUGAUGUCCGUCGUAACAGAGAGAUGGGACAUUUGCUAUUACAUAAAUGACGCAAGUCAAAUCACUGGCACCAUUUUGUGUUCAGUGUCUUUGUUCACAUCGACUGCCAUAAGUGUGGACAGGCUUCUUGCCCUUAUAUUGGGGCUCAGAUACAGACAUAUUGUAACUAUGAGAAAAGCACAUGUAAGUGUAUUUUUUAUGUGGGUUUUCUCAGCUCUC